Messenger RNA from Capsicum annuum, 2498 nucleotides. RefSeq lists its product as uncharacterized. The record is from RefSeq and is a predicted model, not a curated record. The coding region runs from base 380 to 985 and encodes 201 amino acids. NCBI's taxonomy places the organism in Eukaryota, Viridiplantae, Streptophyta, Magnoliopsida, Solanales, Solanaceae. The transcript is spliced from 2 exons.
UUCCAAUGGAGUUGUGAUAUACGAAAAGAGCAGUUCAAGCUCCCAAUUCCCAUACCAAAUCAGUACUGACCAUUUUAUCUUCCUGAACAUACAGACCACUAAAUUAUACAGCUUAGUAGUUAAGAAUUAAGAUUAAUCUUCAACAAAAUUGUACUGAUAAAGAACCUGGUUCUUUAGUCACUGUACAUUUUUUGGGGACUAUAAGAUCUGAAGAAACCGAAGAGUGAAGUGGUUGUGGAGAAGAUCCAUGAUUUCUAGCAUUUUCUGAAUCCCAAAAGCCCAAAAGAGACCCAUUUUACUGUGCUUGCUUGUUAGAUCUUCAGUUUUUUUGGUAUAAUAAAGUAGUGAGUUGGAUCAGUUACUAUUGUUUAAUUUAGAAAUGGAGACGUUUCUUGUUGUUGCUCAGCAUAAGAAUCAUUACUAUGAUAGAACUAGGGAUCAAGUUCCUGUUAGAUUUGGUUCCUUUGGGUCACCUCUUUCUGUUGGUUUUAAAGAGAUCAAUUGCCGGAGUUUUGAGUCUGGUGUCGGUAUACUUCCUACCCCAUCAAGGUCAUGCUCCACACCCAUCAGUGGAAAAGCUAGAAUUCCCGGUAGUUCAUACUCUGAAGGUUCAUACAAGUCGAAAAAAUCAGCCUUGAGUAGUGCGAUUUCGAUUCCAAUUGACAUCAAAGUUGGUGAUGGUAUGCGAAAGGUAGAGUCUUUGAAUGAUGAAUUUGGUUAUUCUGAACUAUGGGCUGGUCCAGCUUAUUCGAAUUCGCCGCCCCCUAGUUCUUUGCCAAUCCCCAAAUUUUCGGGUAAGCCUAAAAGGACGGUUUCCCUUGACCUGCCUAGUUCACCUUCUGAUAUUGAUUUGCCUCCUUUUGCCAAAUCUGCACCUGCAUCCCCGACAAGGGAGCGCAGUCCAUGUCCUGGAGUUUUAUGUGAUAGUACUGACUCUGCAACACAGACUCUCCGUCGCAUUCUCAAUCUUGAAAUUAUGGAUUGAAGAAUGUUUGGUGAGGGGCUAGUAAAGAAUAAAUAAGGCAGUUGUCUAGUUUGCAAGUUUGUUUUAGUAGAUUGUAUAUAAGUGAAUAUAUCAGUCUUUACCUUGACUUGGUAAUAGUUGCUUAGGGUUUGUUGUGGUGGAGAGCAGCUUUGGUUCAAUGGUGGAAGAGUUACAAUAGUUGUUAUAGUGGGUUGGUUGAGGUUAUGAGAGAUGAUGAACAAUGGCGGGUAGAUCAACAUUUCCAGGUAGAUUGAAAGUUGAUUAAUCUUAUGUGCAGACGUGGUUAAAUUCAGUGGUGGUGCGACAGCAUGGUGGUGUGUUCGAGGGGAGUUCGACUGACAGAAGAAACUAUUUCAGUAUUCAGUAUAUUGGUAGUUCUUUACUGAGCUGCAAGGAUUCGUUGCGCAAUGAUCUUUGAUGCUUUUUCAGAUCACCACAUUACCUGUGAUGUUGAAUUCUCAUUCUUUAUUAUACUCUUGUUAAGAGGUUGUUCUUUCCUUUUGUCUUCAUAAUCAGUUAGGUUUUGAGUUUGUCAAACAUAUUGUACAUAUACUAGAGCUCCGAUCAGAUUUGGUAGACAGCUAAGUUUCAGACUUUUGUUUUAUACACUGACCAAAUUCUUGGCCCUCUAUCUUGAACUUAGGACCCUUCUCUCUAUUUCUUUGCAAUUCAAUAUCAAAAUACUACUGUGUAGUGUAUUAGGUAUCUUCUUUACUCCGUAAAAUCCAUGACGCCUGAAUUGGCCGGUCAGCGAUCAUUUCAUCAGUUUUUUUGUUUGUUUUCGUUAACCUUGAAUAGGAUCUGACUCAAUACUUUCCCCCUCUCAAAGUUGUUUUCCCCUUCACCAUUUUCUGUUUUUUUGGAAUGAAAAUUGGUAAGUGGGACGUAAAAGUUCAGUUAUAUCCUUUUCUGCUCCUACUCUUGGGUAAGUUGCCUAUUGAACAUUCCUCCGAAUGGGUCUAAUUAGUUCUCCUAAGUAGUUGGUCCAAAUGUUUUUCUGCUAAAGGUUUCAUUUUGCCUCGGGAGAUUGUUGAUCGUACCUGGCUUUUGACAAAGGUAAGCUAUUUCCCUUUUACAAUGGGACACACUUUUCUUUUUAAGAAUGAUCUUUAGUUCUGUAUCUAACUCUUGCUGUGUGUGUUACUUAUAAAUUCUGUUUGCUGUUUUUUUCUGUACAGGACCUUGUUUGGAGUUCGAAGAAGAUUGUUGAAGAGGCUGUUCUCUAUGUUUUCUAGUUUGUAGCGUUACAUCUUUCGUUGCGUCUUCACUAUGGAUUUUCUCCUAGUACUUGCAAAACUGAUAAUAUGCCAUGAUUAUCUAGUUAUGUUAUGUUUUGAUCUUUGAUCUAUUAAGUCUACUUUUGCUGUGGCUGUAAGGUUAUCCUUGGUGGCAUUGACAGUGGUAAUUGCUUUUCUGUUAUUUGCAUUCCCAGAUUGUGUGUUUUCAGGGUGAAGUUAUAUUAUCCCCUAAGAACUUUCAGUUGAAUGAAAAAUGUUUUCUUUGAUUUUGGAAA